Messenger RNA from Colletotrichum gloeosporioides, 921 nucleotides. RefSeq lists its product as uncharacterized. The record is from RefSeq and is a predicted model, not a curated record. Bases 1 to 921 code for a protein of 306 amino acids. NCBI's taxonomy places the organism in Eukaryota, Fungi, Ascomycota, Sordariomycetes, Glomerellales, Glomerellaceae. The transcript is spliced from 4 exons.
AUGGGUUGGGCUUUCUGCUUCGAGAUCAGGCCGAGCCUGUGGGUCUACGGAUUCAAACACACCGACCAACAGUGCCACAAUUCUUUUCUCAAGUUUGUGCCCUGGCAGCGUCACGACCAACUUAAACCUCCAUUCCCACGACCGGAGAUCGUCGAAUCGACUGGGAACUACGAGGUAAAAACCUCGAUUACACCUAAAUACAACAACGACGACGACGAGGAGGAUGACAGCAAGAAGAAUAUGACGAGCAAGAACCAUAAGAAGAAAAAUAAGAAGAGCAAAGACGACCAGCGAAAGCGAUCCUUCAUCUCGCAGUCGCCUAAUUGGCAAGUCCUCAUUGAGGAAGACACGUUCAAGUCUGUCCACCUCAAAUGGGAUGAUUCUCAUACAAAUUCCGAGCUUCCAACAUUCGACAACGCUGUCAACGGCCAUCUACGGAGACUGCUCAAGAACAUCAACCUCGAGAUGAUGCUGGAACAACACGAUUGCUUGGUAUCUGGCCGACCGGAGUCGGAACUUGAAAUCGACAACAACAAUCUCCGCUUCACAAUCGCUAUGCAGCUACUCUUUUCAAGUCCUCAAAGACUGAAACGACGACAUUUCAUCGACCUGUAUCACUCCUUUCCGGAUGUCGAACACGACGCUCACUGCGUGCGUCACGACCACAUUCAACAAGCUGCAGGGACGGUGACAACUGUGAUGACAAACCCGGCCGCAGCUAUGUACCUGCUCGAGAAUCCGAAUGGCGAGAAAGAAGGCGUCAUCGGCAAUCUCCUACAUUUCAAGAACAUCGAUAUUAAACUGCCCGAGCUCCCAUUCAUUCAUCAGCUUGUGGUGAAUCGAAGCACAACGCGGAGCUUCGCAGCAAAGGCCAUCAAGAAGCUCCUGAAGCAUUUGACAGGUCUCGAACGCGUCGUCUAG